Corythoichthys intestinalis (scribbled pipefish) is the source of this 2376-nucleotide messenger RNA. RefSeq lists its product as uncharacterized. Lineage: Eukaryota; Metazoa; Chordata; Actinopteri; Syngnathiformes; Syngnathidae. The coding region runs from base 1238 to 1969 and encodes 243 amino acids. The transcript has 12 exons. The record is from RefSeq and is a predicted model, not a curated record.
UGAUCUCUAUUGGUGCUGACAGAUGAUUAAUGACCCCAGCCCCCCUUUACCCCUUUGAUCGUAGUCCUUUGAUCUCUAUUGGUGCUGACAGAUGAUUAAUGACCCCCGCCCCCGGACCCCUUUUGAUCGUAGUCCUUUGAUCACUAUUGGUCAUGGCAGAUGUUUAACAACUUUGAAGUUUAGCGCAUGCGUGCUAGGCGUGUUAUGGGUUAUGUCCGUACAUGUCCCCCCUAGAAAAAAACGUAGUGUGUGGAGGGGGCGUGUUUAGCGCAUGCGUGCUAAUGCGUGUUCCGGGGACAUGUCCGUACAUGUGAAUCGGAAGUAGUAGGGCGUGUUUAGCGCAUGCGUGCUAAUGCGUGUUCCGGGGACAUGUCCGUACAUGUCCUAACGAAGAAUCGGAAGUAGUAGGGCGUGGCUAGCGCCUGGGCUAGUCGUAGCCAAAGCGAGCUAACCGGCAUUCUCAACAAGCUACCGUGAGGGGAGCCAUGAUUAACGAGACGUGUGUUAACAUUAGCCCUCAGCUGGUGAAGACUGCUUUUUACCAGGUUGGUCACAUUAUAUGAAAUUAUUGAUCAUUUAGUGAAAGGAACAGCAUCAUAAAACAUAAUAUCCUCUUACUUGUUAAUUUUUAAACCUAACUUAACCUAACCUAACCUAUUGAACUCGCCUAAGUAUCCUUGAGCAAGGUACUGAAUCCCUCAAUGCUCCUGGUGACGCAACACCAGUAGGUAGAUGGCAAUGUAGUGUAUGCCAUGAAGUCUAUUCUUUUUAGACUAAUAAUGACUCAAAAUGAGCUCCAAAAUGUAAUGCUACUGGAAGGAAUCUCAAGUCUGUACAGAAAAAUGGUUGAAGCAUGACGCAGUCCUGCAGAUGUUAUUCCUAUUGCAUGAUAGUUUACGCGGACCUGUGUAUCAGUGGGGGGAGACGCUGCAAAAACGCGGCAUUUUUCAACAAAUGUAUGUCUACACACAUAUACAGAUCUCAUGUUUGUGUUAAGAUGGGUAUCUGUGCAAUCUCAAAGGCGUUAUCAGUGGAGAGAAACGAAGCAUUUUUUUCAACAAAUGUAUGUCCACUCAGCAAAAUGCAGAGCCCCAUGUUCAUUUAAAGAUCAAGGUCAUAAAACAUUUUAAAAAUCAAAAACUACAAAAUACGAUUACGUAAAAAUGGGUGGGGAAAACCCUAUAAAUUCGCUAUCUCCUCGCCUUCUUCGUUGUCCGUUCAACAUACCUGAUACCAAAUGGCCAGAGAGGUUAAAGAAAUCAACAUUUCAAACUAUGAGUUGGACCUAAGGUCUGAUGCGGAGGACACUGAAUUGACACAUCACGCGUCGACACCGGCUUCUUCGCCAUCCCUACUAUGGGACCUUGGUGAUUCGGAGGCUGAUCUUAAUUAUUCUUCGCAAUCGACUUCGGAUAACGACAUACAGCCGCACGACUGGCGUAGGCCAUUAUCGCGAUCAAGUGAGGAGGACAGUGGCUAUUAUUCACAAUCUAAUGGCCUAUCCACUCCACCAAGAGCAGCAACAGCAUACUUAGCAGAUGCCUCUACACAAACUGACAUAUUCAUUAAAUCAGAAGCUGUCGAUGAGCCAGCCAUCUUAGUUGGUGAGAAUUUUAUAUUUACCCCCUCGGUGAUUCGAUACGCACCACCAGCGCAGGUGUUAGUUGCGGAUGCAACUGCGCAGAUUGAUGAGUUAUUCAUUCAACCAAACGCCGCCCCAAAACCUGCAAUAGUUGCGGAUGCAACUGCGCAGAUUGAUGGGUUAUUCAUUCAACCAAACGCCGCCCCAGCGCAUGUGUUAGUUGCGGAUGCAACUGCGCAGAUUGAUGAGUUAUUCGUUCAACCAAACGUUAUAAUUCCACGUCUCAUCAGGAGCGGGCCGCAUGAGCUUCCUCGGGAACCUGGCACCCCGUUUGGAUUCAUUAUUGACGAAGCGAGAGGUCGAUAUUAUUCAUAUUAUUUUGUCUGAUUUGCUAUCCUGAUUAAAAAUGGAUGAUUCUAUUCCUGACAUACCGUGUGAAUUUCAAGAUUUUAUCAAUCAAAUAAACGAGCAAAUGGUGUCACAGCCUGAUAUACCUUACGAACUGUUGGAUAUUGUCAGCGGAAUAAACAAUGUGAAUCAGGUAAACAAUGAGAUGGCAUUUGAGCAACACAACCCAGACACGCUGAUUGAUUCAGAUGAUCCAUUUGUAGCCAUUCGAUCAAUAGAUGAUUUUGUCGAUUUCUUUCAGCCUUUACAAAACGCUUUAAUACAACUUAAUCAACCGAGCAAUGUUCCAAACGAAUCAACUGACAGUGUCAUGCACAAUGAUGUACAAGCUGACACACAGGAGCAAACUGACAGUGUCAUGCACAAUGAUGUACAAGCUGACACAC